AUGCCCGCCCAUUCGCCGCCCUCGCCGACUCUCAAGCCGACGAAGCGCCCGCGUCAGGGCUCCUACGACGACAACUCCCCAAACUCAGGCGGCAAUGACCAGAGCCCGGCCGCUGACAACCAACACGAACCCACCGCUGGUGCUGGUUCUACCUCGCUUGCUGACAAGACCGGCGGAAAGCCGGGCCAAAGCAGUAACUUCCGCAACGUAAGCGCAUGCAACCGCUGCCGUCUACGCAAGAAUCGAUGCGAUCAGAAGCUCCCCAGCUGCGCUAGCUGCGCAAAGGCCGGCGUUGCCUGUGUGGGUUACGAUCCUAUCACGAAGAAGGAGAUUCCUAGAAGCUAUGUGUUCUAUCUAGAAACUCGUGUCGAGCAGCUGGAAGCGCUGCUUGCCAACAACAACAUUCCCUUCCCACCCGCCGAGAACCUCGAGAUCUGCUCACGCCCAGGCAAUGAUGCCCCGAGAUCGACUACAGACGCUGGUCACUCGGCACGAUCCGAAAGCCUCGAAGGAAACGGACUACCAAAGAACAACGUGCACCGCCCUGACUUGGACAAGGCCAAGAAGGCCGAGAGCGGGACGGGAACUGCAAUGCUCGAUAUUGUCGCACCCUCCAAACCGCGAUCGUUGGCCUCUGCCUCGGGCGUUUCGUUCAACCGCGUUGUUUUUGCAGCUGUGCAAUACUCUGUAUCGGACCAAAAUGGCGCCAACGACAGAGCAGGAAACAAAGGCCUCCCUAUUGGCAGCGGCACGUCGAUGCGCGACUCUUUCUUUGGCCUGCACACUAAGCCAACCAUUCGCCCGGCAAACUUUCCUGAGCGGGAUGUUGGUUUGAAGCUCGUGACGCUUUAUUUUGAGCAUGCGAAUCCUCAGAUACCCAUCCUCCACCGUGGGGAGUUUAUGCAAAUGUUUGACCAGGCUUAUGCCAGUCAGGGCGGGCCAAAGGGACCCCGGGAGUUGUAUAUGUUGAACAUGGUGUUUGCCAUUGGCUGUGGUGUCAUCGUGGGCGAGCCCGUGAAGUCUGAGGGAUCUGGGGCCGGGCCACGCAACCCACCAGACGCGAACAAAUUUGGACAGGCCCAGCCAGAAGAGUACCAUGCAAGUGCUAUCGUGCAUCUUGAGGCUUGUCUGGGUAACAGUGGUGGCGGGCUGGAGGUUCUGCAAGCCGUGCUUUUGCUAGCUAAUUUCGCGCUCCUCCGGCCGGUGCCACCGGGACUUUGGUAUAUAAUUGGUGUCGCCGUGAGAUUAGCAGUUGACCUAGGGCUGCACUAUGAAGAUGGCAGUGACGUAGCGAAGGCCAUGCUUGACCCCUUAGGUAAGAUCAAGGAAGAGAAUGGUGAGAUGAACGAGUCAAGUGAAGCCCAGUCACGCGGAAAAGGCCGGAAACUGUAUAUCCGUGAUAUGAGGCGAAGAUUAUGGUGGUGUACUUACUCCCUGGACCGCCUGGUGAGCACUUGUGUGGGCCGCCCCUUUGGUAUCAGCGACCAGGUCAUCACGACGGAAUUCCCGUCGUUGCUGGAUGAUCAGUACAUCACUUCCACCGGCUUCCUAGAUAUGCCGCCUGAUUCAACGGAGCCGAGCUACAAGCACGUAGCGUACCACUACUUCAAGUUGCGCCUGUUGCAGUCUGAAAUUCUCCAGGUUCUGCAGUACAACCAAACACAAGUAGUGCGAGCCACGGGUCAGAACAUUACAAACUCAGACAUGCACACACAUCUACCCUCUCCAUUCCUCGUCAAGUUUGACUCUUUCCGCUCCUGGCGCAUCGACAUUGACCGGCGGCUUUAUCAGUGGAAGAAUUCAGCGCCCACGAGAGAGGAGACGGGUGUCGCGUUCUCGACCGAGUUUCUGGAGCUCAACUACUGGCAGGCCAUCAUAAUGCUCUACCGCCAGAGUCUCAGUGUCCCCGCCAUGUUUGAGGGCGAGUAUAAUACCUCGAACGAGGUGAAUAGCCCUACGGCGUUCCAGGCCGAGCUCCGCGAGGACGAAGAUAGAAUCUAUCUCAAGGUUGCCGAGGCUGGCCAGAAGAUUUUACGUAUCUACCGGCAGCUUCAUCUCAGCGGACUCGUUAGCUACACUUACCUCUCUACCCAUCACUUGUUUAUGGCCGGCAUCUCAUAUCUCUACGCUAUCUGGCACUCGCCGAUUGUCAGGAGUCGACUGACAAUGGAUGAAGUAGACUUUACAAUCUUGGCAGCCAAGUCUGUCUUCACCGACUUGAUUGAUAAGUGUCCCCCGGCAGAGACCUGCCGUGACGCCUUUGACCGUACGGCAAAGGCCACCAUCAAGAUGGCCAACUCGACCGGCGGCUUCGGCUCUGUGCCUCCUCGCAAGAUGCGCGAGAACAGAUUCGAGUGGAGCUCCGCCAGCGGCGACGGCGCCUCAACAUCUACUGCAAGCGUUCCGCGCCGCCGCCAGCAACAGCAGCAGUUCCAGCAAGGCAACUUCCAGCCCGACCGUGCCCUCUCCGAUACCCUUUCCUCCCCCAGCCUCUCAGUUGCCGGCGACUUGCCCCCGCGUAACUCACCGCUAGCUACAGACUUCAACAUGAUGGGACAGGGCAGCCCGUCAGAGAUUGAUCCUUCGUUUGUAGCGUCGCCGCCCGUUCCGCGCCGGCUUGCGGCUCAAAGAUCCAGCAGUGGCGGUCCUUUUAUGAAUCAGCAACAGCAGCAGGGGUCUUACAAUGUGACUGAUUACCCCGACAUUCAAAACAUGGACUUCUUCCAAAGUCUCCAAGGAAGUUCCAAUGGCGAGGUGGGCCCCAACGGCGACGGGACUACUCCUCAGCUUGACCUCGGCUUCGGCAUUAACUGGGACAACAUGCACCACGACUUCAGCGACGGGCAACAGAUGAACAUAUUUGAUGGCUUCUUCUUUGGAGGACAGCAGCAGCAGCCGCAGCAGCAGCAGCAACAACAACAACCACAACAGUCACAAGACCAACAGGGCCGGAAUGGCAGUAGCGCCAACGGCAAUGGCAGAGGCGGCAUAUAA
Messenger RNA from Colletotrichum truncatum, 2994 nucleotides. Its product is annotated as fungal specific transcription factor. Gene Ontology annotation, molecular function: sequence-specific DNA binding; zinc ion binding; DNA-binding transcription factor activity, RNA polymerase II-specific. The record is from RefSeq and is a predicted model, not a curated record. Gene Ontology annotation, biological process: positive regulation of transcription by RNA polymerase II; DNA-templated transcription. Lineage: Eukaryota; Fungi; Ascomycota; Sordariomycetes; Glomerellales; Glomerellaceae.